UCUCCUAAAAAAAAAUCUCACUUUGUAAAUGAACUUGGUGUUAACCCUUUUUUUUCCCCCGCAAACGCAUACGUAACAUCGUCCGAGUCCCAUCACCAUGGAAACCAAAAUCAGCCUACGAGUUUGUCAUGGCAACAACACCUCAUCCACGACAGACUUACUAACAGCUAUCACAAAUACAAAGCGAUUCAUUCAUAACCAGAACAGUACACUGUAGCCUGCACACAGAAUGGCAAUUAAACCAAUCGUAAAAACGCAUAGAUGACGGCAGGAAGGCGGAUCUCCUAGUUACCCAGCCAUGACAUGUCAUGAAUUCCCUACACGAAAGGAGCCGCUUGAAGCAGUAAUAAGCAAUGCGCAUGCGCAUAGGAGCCGAUGACGCUUCAUUUCCAGUCUCAAUGGGGCUUUCGAAUCCACCGAACUAUUAAGAGUGUAAAAUAGACAUGAAUAACUAGUAUUUUGCGUGUUUGGUUAAAACGUCUUUCUCGUAUAUUUUAGUUGCACUGGACACUCUUGAGAAGCUGAGAAAAUGACAUACACAAACAACAGAGAACACUCACCACAGUAAGUAACAGCAUUAGAUUAGCUGUAAACUGUGGUCUGCUAUGUUUGUAAAAAUGUUUGUAUAUUAACAGUAGCUGUAAAACACACUUUAAGCUGAUGUUUUGCUUUUUGCAUGUAAUUUGAAACUAACUGCUGUGUUUUUUGUGAUAGUAAUUCAUUUUCAACCAGAUUAUACACUGUGUUGCCUAUCGCUUUGACUGAUAGGCCUUGAUUUGUUUCUUAGUUGUGAUUUAUCCCUGUCUUUUGUGUUUUUUCUUAUAGCCAAAGUACUACUUAAUGAAAUCUGGUAAAUCUAGAUUUUAAAUGAAAACACGCACAACCGAUGUUACACAUGAGCAGACAGAUGUAGGCUUUCUCUCUUUGGAGAAUGCUAUUUUUGCCCAUGUCCUCGAUUUAAUCUUUUUUUACACUCCUUAUUACACCAGGCUAGAGGAAGAAUGAACAAGAUUUGGGGGGGAAAAAACCCCCAGAAAACUGGAUUUGUAUCAGUGUGAUGCCUGGGAUGAUGCGUUUUAUGCUGUUGUUUAGCCGGCAGGGGAAGCUGCGGCUGCAGAAAUGGUAUACAGCCACAGCUGAGCGUGACAAGAAAAAAAUGGUGCGAGAGCUCAUGCAGGUGGUGCUGGCUCGGAAGCCCAAAAUGUGCAGCUUCCUGGAGUGGAGAGACCUAAAGAUAGUCUACAAGAGGUAUGCCAGUCUGUAUUUCUGCUGUGCAGUUGAAGAGCAGGACAACGAGCUGAUUACCCUAGAGGUCAUCCAUCGCUUUGUGGAGCUGCUGGAUAAGUACUUUGGCAGUGUGUGUGAGCUUGACAUCAUUUUUAAUUUUGAGAAGGCUUACUUUAUCUUGGAUGAAUUUCUGAUGGGGGGAGAAAUCCAGGACACUUCAAAAAAAAGUGUGCUCAAGGCUAUUGAACAAGCUGACCUGCUACAAGAGGAGGACGAGUCUCCAAGGAGUGUACUGGAGGAGAUGGGUCUUGCAUAGAAUCUACUGAGUUUUAGAUGGGACAGUUUUAGGUACUACUACUGCAUUUGCCGAGGGAAUGGACUUUAUUAGAGUGUAUUUGGGGAGGGAGGGUAACGGAUGGCAUGAAAAAGGACACACAGGAUAGAGGGAUGGUUUGAAAGUGUGUAUACAGUUUUUAUACUACUGAGUUCCGCAUGUGAUUGUACUUUUUUCAGCCCCAUUUGUAUUCAUAAUGUUAAAAUAGCUGCGUCUGUAACCAGGACUCUCUUUCUGAAGAAGCACUAUACAGAUUAUAGUGUGGGAUACAGAUUAGACACUCGAUACACAGCCAUUUAUUUGUAAUGAACUGAAAGUGCAUCAAGCCUUCUCAUGUUAACAAAAGGAGACAAUUGCACAAUAUGCUUUUAGACUAUGAGGAGCACUUAUUAAUUUGAGAUUGCAGAAAUAAAUAUAUUCAGAAAUACUUAGAUUGUAUUUUUGCUGCUCAGGAAAGAUUGGCUGUAACCAUUCAUGCAUGUGUAUUUUUAAAUAUGAUGCAAGAUUUAAAGUAGAUGACCUAUCAGGCCUGAACUGCUUGUUCUGCAGUAUAGGGACCACACAGUAAAUCUACGUACGUGUGUGAGUGUAUGUGUAAAAAAAAAAAAAAAAAGUGUGUGUUUAUAGUGAGUGGGAGGCGUAUCUGUGCUAUUCACUUGCACAGUCUACCAUUAAAGCAGUUUUCCAUGAGCCAGAUUUAAAAAUAAACUGUGAUGUGUGACAUAGGAAAUAGAAGAGAAAUAUUGAAUAGGCCUUUGAAUCAGUAGAAUUUUGAAUAGACCGCUGCAUAUGGUCUAUUCAUUCAGUUCUAGUUCUAUGAACCACAUCUGCAAAGUCUCUGAAUGUUUAUUUUAAUACAAGAGGGGAAAAAAUACCCACAAAAUGGUACCUAACCUCUUUCCUGUUUUGUCUGUUUCUACUUCCUGCUUUCCAUAGAGACUGACUGUAAAUGCGUAGUCUUGGAAUAAAAAGGGAAUAAUAUUUGAAUAACUCCUUUAAAAAAAAAUGAGGGCUUUGGCAUCAUGUGUGACGUAGUUAGGAUACAAAUUUAAAAAAAAGUUUUUUAAUGUAUUGUCUGAAAUAAAAAGAAUGUUUUGAGUA
Messenger RNA from Ictalurus furcatus (blue catfish), 2662 nucleotides. It is a transcript of the gene ap1s1, whose product is annotated as adaptor related protein complex 1 subunit sigma 1. Gene Ontology annotation, biological process: vesicle-mediated transport; intracellular protein transport. The coding region runs from base 1058 to 1543 and encodes 161 amino acids. The record is from RefSeq and is a predicted model, not a curated record. The transcript is spliced from 6 exons. Gene Ontology annotation, molecular function: clathrin-cargo adaptor activity. Gene Ontology annotation, cellular component: AP-1 adaptor complex; membrane coat; intracellular membrane-bounded organelle. NCBI's taxonomy places the organism in Eukaryota, Metazoa, Chordata, Actinopteri, Siluriformes, Ictaluridae.